Messenger RNA from Atta colombica, 883 nucleotides. Its product is annotated as putative glutathione-specific gamma-glutamylcyclotransferase 2. Gene Ontology annotation, molecular function: gamma-glutamylcyclotransferase activity; glutathione specific gamma-glutamylcyclotransferase activity. Lineage: Eukaryota; Metazoa; Arthropoda; Insecta; Hymenoptera; Formicidae. The coding region runs from base 218 to 883 and encodes 221 amino acids. The record is from RefSeq and is a predicted model, not a curated record. Gene Ontology annotation, biological process: glutathione catabolic process. The transcript has 2 exons. Gene Ontology annotation, cellular component: cytoplasm.
GAUAAAUAGGUUAUGUUGCAGGGCGUAACAGACGCGUUGAAUGUAACAUGGAGCAUAAUUUUAGAGUGGAGUCGUCUACAAGUUAUGUCACGGCAUUAAAAGACGAGCUCGUCACCGAAGAGAUUAGACAAAGUCUACAUUGCAUGACGUGAUUGUCAUUGUUGUCGACGAUAAAAAGAAAUCUUUCGGCCGACGUUGAGCGAGCGAGCGAGCGAGCAUGUGGGUAUUUGGUUAUGGUUCUUUGAUAUGGAAAGCAGAUUUUCCAUAUGAGAAAAAGCUCAUCGGUUACAUCAAGGGAUAUAUCAGGCGUUUUUAUCAAAAGAGUACUGAUCACAGAGGCGUGCCCAAUAGGCCUGGACGUGUGGUGACGUUGCUUGCCUCUACUAAUCCCGACGAUCAAGUAUGGGGAAUCGCUUACAAGAUAUCUUCCGAAAAUAUAGAAAAUGUAGUGAAUCAUUUGGAUUUCCGAGAGAAAGGUGGCUACAUAAAAAAAACCGUCCUCUUCUAUCCCUGUGAUUUUUCCAAGUCUACCCAAAGUGAUUCAAAUACCAACGUGUCUUUGAAUGAUCUCUCGAGGAUGACUUUUUCAACAGCAUCGCUUUCAACUGUAUUGGACGAAGCUCCAUUCUACCUCACUAUUUAUAUAGGUGAAGAAGAUAAUCCAAAUUUUGCUGGAAUGGAGAACAUAGAUAUCAUUGCGAGACAUAUAAUUGUUUCACGUGGCAUUAGUGGAUCUAAUAUAGAGUAUCUCUAUAAAUUGGCAUCUGCGAUGCGCACGAUAGCCCCUGGUGUGCAGGAUGAACAUCUGUUUGCUUUAGAAAGAGCUGUAAAAGAAUUGGAGCAGCAGAGAGAAGAAUCAUUGAAAUUUGAUCAAUUUUCAUAA